AUGUCAAGUCAAGUGAAGAAAUCAUCAGCAAACAAACCAAGCUCAGCUGGACGGCGGGUGAGUGGACUUGAGGAACUUUUUCGUGUUCCAUGGGAAUUGGGAAAGGAGUACGAGGCCAAUCAUCGCGUGGAGAAUAAAUCGAGGGGCUGGACGCGGUUACAUGGGAUUGAUGGAUUGAUGGAUUGA
This is a messenger RNA of Botrytis deweyae, 186 nucleotides long. RefSeq lists its product as uncharacterized. Lineage: Eukaryota; Fungi; Ascomycota; Leotiomycetes; Helotiales; Sclerotiniaceae. The record is from RefSeq and is a predicted model, not a curated record. Bases 1 to 186 code for a protein of 61 amino acids. The transcript has 2 exons.